GUCAUUUUGUAACAAGCGUUCGUGCGUCGUGGGUGUGUCGAAAAAAUUUGGAUAAUGUGUUAAACUUCUUUUAUUAAAUAAAAAUUGGAUAUUUAACGUUUUCGGAAAACUGUAUUCAUCAAAGGCAAACAAACAUUGCGAAAAGCUAGAACAUAAACAAAGUUGGACACAAAACAAUCGUUAACCAAAGCAAAACAUAAAACUGAAGAUAAAGUGUUUUCUAAACUACAGACUAAAAAAUUGUUAAUAAAGGAGAAGGGGCGUUAGAUAAAAAUAUUCAUUUACCCAAGGCUGUUGUUGAUUUACAAAAUUUCGUAAUAUUACAAAAAGCAAAUAUACCAAAAAAAAUUACAAAAUUUACUAAUGUAAAAAAAUAUAAAAAAAUAAUUAUUUGAUUUAAUUGAUAAAGUGAAAGUGUAAAAAAAUCCUAAAAUACUCAAAAAACACAAUACGGGCGGACGCAAAUAAAAAAAAUACAUUUCCAACUUAUUCUUCAAAUAAUUGAAUUUUUAUUUUUUUGACCUCAAACCAAAACUAAAAUAAAACAAUAUGAAUGGAUAUACAGAUUUAACUAAACUAGAAAAUACUAGAAACUGUUUACGACGUAUUGCCCGCCAUGAUGAAUUGCAAUUUUCAAAGGACAGUAUUGUCAACGUAAUGGAGAAAUUUGUUAAAACAGUUAAUGUAAUGGAUGAUACCAUAUUAGUUCCAUGCAGGCUCAUGGAUCGACAGGUGGGUGAUAGUACUGAUAUUAUUCCAACUCCUGGUAAAGAUGUGACCUCAAAUCAGCAUACAUUUAUUCCUAAUGCUAAUGGCAAACGUAAUCCUGUUAAAUCCAAAAAUGUACACGAGUUUCUUAAUUCUUCGGAACUCUUUAAUUUGUACAACAUGUUAAAUGCUUUGAAGAAUGAUCUUCUCUGGACUGGUAAAGAUGAUUCAGAAGAUUUGGAUGAACAGCAAAUCUCAAUUGAAAAUCAUGAUAUUAAGACUGAAAACAUUGCAACACAGAGCACCACCACAAACCCUCUAACAAACAACAGUAUAUCUAAAGGACACAUAAGGCGUCCUUCGACAGCCUCUAUGGCUUCAAUUGCAUCAGUUAGUCAAAUGAGUGAUUCCGAAAGCGAUAUAUCACAAGAAAAUGAUUCUGGCGUUGAGUCAGAGUGUAACAAAAAUGGCAGUGGAUCAGAUUCGACCAGCAGCAGCAGUGAAGAUGGCCACAUGCAAAGUAAGAAAUUGAACAAUGCUGACAAAGCCACUGAACUCGCUAAGCGCUGCAGAAGACAUUUGAAUGGUUUAUAUCAGUGUCUUGAACAAAUGACAGAGGCAGCCAAUUAUCUGACUGCUCGAUACCAAAACGAUAUUGGAGGCCCUGUAUAGAACUAAAUAAUUUCAGUAAACUAUUGGGUACUACACAACUGUAAAGUAAAAACACAGCUGGGUCAUGGGAUUUUUAUUACUCGCCAGAGGGUUAAUGGUACUAGCUUAUUGUAUUUUUAGUAGGUCAUUCUAACUAUUAAAAGAAAGUAUAAAAAGCCUGUUAAUGUAUAAAUAUAAUAUAAACUUGGAUAUUAUUCUCUAGAGUUAGGACCAUUAUAAUUAUUAUUUAGUAAAAAGUAGGUUUGAUGUCAAAACUAAAAACACACAACAAUUAUAAAAAAAAAACAAAAAAAGUGCAAAACAAGCAAACUCUAUAUAAAAAAGAAAACCA
Molecule: messenger RNA, 1711 nt
Organism: Lucilia sericata (common green bottle fly)
Lineage: Eukaryota; Metazoa; Arthropoda; Insecta; Diptera; Calliphoridae
Exons: 3
Coding region: 550-1380 (276 amino acids)
Biological process (GO): regulation of lipid biosynthetic process
Cellular component (GO): cytosol
Source: RefSeq, a predicted model, not a curated record